This is a messenger RNA of Drepanopeziza brunnea f. sp. 'multigermtubi' MB_m1, 1764 nucleotides long. RefSeq lists its product as uncharacterized. The record is from RefSeq and is a predicted model, not a curated record. Gene Ontology annotation, molecular function: ATP binding; phosphoribosylaminoimidazole carboxylase activity; metal ion binding. Lineage: Eukaryota; Fungi; Ascomycota; Leotiomycetes; Helotiales; Drepanopezizaceae. Gene Ontology annotation, biological process: 'de novo' IMP biosynthetic process.
AUGGACCGCACAGUUGGACUUCUUGGAGGCGGCCAACUUGGCCAAAUGCUCUGCGAGGCGGCAAACCCUCUGGGUAUCAAUGUCGUCAUUCUCGAUACGGAAAACUCGCCCGCGAAGCAAGUCAAUGCGAGAACCCCCCACGUCAAUGGCUCGUUCAUCGAUGCAGAGAAGAUCCGCGAGCUUGCUCGCCAGGUCGAUAUUUUGACGAUCGAGAUUGAGCAUGUUGACACGCAUAUUCUUGAGGAAGUUGCAGAGAGGGGCGUCGAAACCGUAGCCGAGGACGGCCGGAGGACGACGAAAAAGGUUGAGGUGCAGCCGAGUUGGAGGACGCUGCGGAUGAUCCAGGAUAAAUACCUGCAAAAGCACCAUCUGGCGAAAGCCGGUGUUCAGACUGUCAUCUCGAAAGAUGUUGGGUCAAAUGAAGAGGACUUGCGAGCUUUUGGAGACAUGCACGGAUAUCCGUUCAUGCUCAAGGCGAGGAAGGACGCCUACGAUGGAAGAGGGAAUUGCCCAGUAAAGUCAGCUGAGGGUAUUCAGGAGGCACUGCAAGUUCUCAAGGGCCGGGGCUUGUAUGCAGAGAAGUGGGCGAAUUUCAGGAUGGAGCUGGCCGUCAUGGUCGUCAAAACCGAGGAUGGCCUUUCGACGGAAGGGACAGGGACUGUGGUGUACCCAGCCGUAGAAACCAUCCAUGAGGAUAGCAUAUGCAAAUUGGUAUAUGCGCCAGCCCGCGGGGUUUCCGCGACGAUACGAGAGAAAGCCCAGGCUCUGGCUCGCAAAGCAGUUGGCAGUCUGUGGGGCAAGGGUGUAUUUGGUGUAGAGUUGUUUUUGAUGCAAGACGAUACGCUCGUCGUCAAUGAAAUUGCACCUCGGCCACACAACUCUGGGCACUACACCAUCGAAGCCUGCCCAACGAUGUCCCAGUACAAAGCGCAACUCCUCUCCAUCCUCGGCGUCAUGCCCUCCAUAACUCAAAUCCCCUCCAUGUUCCCAGCAACGAUCAUGCUGAACAUCCUGGGCGGCGCCUCCAAAUCUGCUCACGACGAGUUGACGAGGAAAGCUGUAGCUAUUCCUACAGCAGCGUUACACAUGUACGGCAAGGAAUCAAAACCAGCCCGGAAAAUUGGACACAUCACUAUUGUCUCGACAUCAAUGUCCCAAUGCGAGAACCUGAUGAAACCCCUUAUCACACUUGCCAAUGCCAUGCGUGCAGCGCGCAAGAACAUCUCAUCGCCCAUAUCCUCCACUACAGCUGCAGCCCCCGAGCAACCUCUGGUGGCAGUGACCAUGGGCUCUGAUUCCGAUCUCCCGAUCUUGAAGCCCGGCAUUGCACUAUUGAAGGCCCUCGGCAUCCCAUAUCUCGUCACGAUCACUUCGGCGCAUCGCACCCCCCACCGAAUGAUUGAAUUUGCCGAGACCGCUGCAGAUAAGGGUUUCAAGGUUAUCAUUGCUGCUGCUGGCGGCGCGGCGCAUCUUCCUGGCAUGGUCGCCUCGUCUACUCAGCUGCCAGUCAUCGGUGUGCCCGUCAAGUGUAGCACCUUAGACGGCAUGGACAGUUUGCUAAGCAUUGUUCAAAUGCCACGCGGGGUUCCUGUCGCUACAAUGGCGAUCAAUAACUCGAUCAACGCCGCCCUUCUCGCCGCCAGGAUUCUCGCUACAAACGAUUCGAUCUUGCAAGGCAAACUGGAGAAAUAUACAGAGAAGAUGAGCGACGAAGUAGUGGAAAAGGCGACGCGCUUAGAAACGAUUGGAGCGGAGAGUUAUUAG